Molecule: messenger RNA, 1961 nt
Organism: Cajanus cajan (pigeon pea)
Lineage: Eukaryota; Viridiplantae; Streptophyta; Magnoliopsida; Fabales; Fabaceae
Product: Nuclear transport factor 2 (NTF2) family protein with RNA binding (RRM-RBD-RNP motifs) domain-containing protein
Cellular component (GO): ribonucleoprotein complex; cytosol
Molecular function (GO): mRNA binding
Source: RefSeq, a predicted model, not a curated record
UUAUAAAGAAUCACACACCACUCCACUCACUCUUUCGUUCCUCCAUUUUUUAACAUUCCAUUCCCUCUCCGAUCUCUCUCUCUCUCUCUCUCUCUCUAGAUUUAGGGUUUUCGCCUCGAUCUGCCGCGCCUCCUCCGACUACCGCUGCAUGUUCUCAUGGCGUCUUCCUAUUCCGCUUCCGUCAGUGCCGCCCAGGUUGGUUCCUACUUCGUUGGACAGUACUACCAGGUCCUCCGCCAGCAGCCCAAUCUCGUUCACCAGUUCUACUCUGAUUCCAGCAGCAUGAUUCGCGUUGACGGAGAUUCCGUUGAAUCUGCGCACGAUGUGGUGCAAAUUCAUUCAAUCGUCUCUUUACUGAAUUUCACUACAAUUGAGAUCAAGACAAUCAAUUCUCUUGACUCUUGGGAUGGAGGUGUGCUUGUGAUGGUCUCAGGUUUUGUGAAGAUAAAGGAUAUUAGUGGGAGGCGGAAGUUUGUUCAAACCUUCUUUCUCGCUCCCCAAGAGAAGGGUUACUUCGUACUCAAUGAUAUGUUCCAUUUCAUUGAUGAUGGAGUAACUUACCCAAAUAUGGUACCCGUGGCAUCAGAAACGAUCGACGCACAACCACAUGUAUCUGCUUCUCUUGCAGAACCACCAGCUUCAGACUAUGGUUUGGAGGAAGAAGCUAGAGAAUAUGUCAACUCAGUUCACAUAGAUGAUGAUCCAGUGGACAAGUAUAGUCUUCCUGAGCACCAGCAGCAGCUAAAAGAAGAUCUUGAAACUGAAAUUGUUGUGGAGGAAACACCUGCACAGGAGGCAUCUCCACCAAUUCAUAACGUUGCACACACUGUCCAAGAACCCCCUGUUGCUUUUGUGGAAGAGUCUUUGGAGGAGCUUCCUAAGAAAACUUAUGCAUCCAUUUUACGAGUUGCCAAAGGGCAGCCAGUGUUGUCAGCUGCUCCACAGCAUGUUCCACAACAAGCUUUCAAAAGUGCUCCACCUCCUUCAGAGUUGAACCAUGUAACACAGCCUGCUGUUCAGCAGUCAAGUUCUGCAUCUAUUUAUGUUCCUGAGCCAGUGGCUGAGGGAGUUGAGGAAGGCUAUGGACUAGAAGAAGAAGGUGAAGUAACAUCUGUCUAUGUGAGAAACCUGCCUGCUAAUGUUACUGAGGCUGAGAUUGACCAGGAAUUUAAGAAUUUUGGUAGAAUCAAGCCGGAUGGAAUAUUCAUUAGGGUCCGAAAGGAAAUUGGUGUUUGCUAUGCCUUUGUGGAAUUCGAAGACAUUAUUGGUGUUCAAAAUGCGCUUGAGGCUUCUCCCAUACAAUUGGCUGGAAGACAAGUAUACAUAGAGGAGCGGAGGCCAAACAGUGGCAGUGCAGCACGGGGAGCAAGAAGGGGAAGAGGAAGAGGUAAUUAUCAAACAGAUGCUCCAAGAGGGCGUUUUGGUGCUAGGAGCAUGGGAAGGGGAGGUAAUCAGGAUAGUUCAGACUACACCAGACUAAGAGGCGAUGGUUAUUUUCAGCGUGGUUCACGAUGAGCAUAUUGUGGCAAAAGCAUGCACUGUGAUACCACCGUUAAAGGGCUUAUACAAUUAGUGAAACCGGUGUUUGGUGUGGGUAUUUACUACAGAACUUUUUCUUCUGUGGUUUCACAUGAAGUAGUCUUGCGUUUUGGGUGCUUCUUUUUCAAGUAAAAGCCAUUGAGACUUCAUUAGUUUGUUUUGCAAGCAUAGGCUAGUUGGUUCCCCUUGGAUGUUAUUUAUUAUGCCAUUCAGGUGGGAAAUUUUGGUUAUUUGUGUUAUCCCAUGUUUGGAUUGUGGGGGCCUUUCAAUGAGAAAGGGUGUUGAAAGUUAAAGUGGUUUAGACAUUAAUAGAGGUUGUGCUUAGUUAUCAGAUAUUGCUGUGCAUUUGUGUGCCUCAGCUCGCUGCCUUUGAUGUUUUGUUUUGAUAGUACCAUAUGAAUCUUAUAAUUUUUUUCUUCUAA